GUGCGGACAGCUGGAUUUCCGGUUUCGCUGGGUUUGGUUCUGGAAGUCCGCGGAGAGGAGACGGAGGGUGUACGGGGAUUGUAAGUGAGCGGCCGGCGGGACACUCCUCGCCAUGGCGGUGUCAGAGGCCCAGCUCAAGAAGAUGCUGAGCAAGUACAAAUACAGAGAUCUGUCAGUGCGGGAAAUCCUGAAUGUCACCGGGCUCUACAGAGACCUCAAGCCAUUACCUGACCAGUAUGUUUUCAAUGAUGGCACCUCCAGGGAGCUCCUGAGCCUCUCGGGCACCAUUCCUGUACCAUAUAAAGGUAACACAUACAAUAUCCCCAUAUGUCUGUGGCUGCUGGAUACCUACCCAUACAACCCCCCAAUCUGCUUUGUUAAACCUACCAGUACGAUGACCAUAAAAACCGGAAAACAUGUAGAUGCUAACGGCAAGAUCUACCUCCCGUAUCUGCACGAGUGGAAACACCCUCCAUCAGACCUGCUGGGCUUAAUUCAGAUCCUGAUUGUCGUAUUUGGAGACGAGCCACCAGUUUUCUCUCGAUCUUCUGCACCAGCCCCAUACAUGUACCCGGCCACCGGACCUCCUAACACCUCAUACAUGCCAGGUGCUAUCCCCCCGUACCCAUCUGCAGGUCACCCGUCUAACCCAAGCGGCUAUCCUGGUUACUAUCCAGCUGGUGGGCCCUAUCCCCCAACUUCUGGUCCUCAGAUGUUUCCUCAGCAACCUGCACCUCAUCCUCAGGUUAACAGCUCUGGUCCAGCCCGAGACGGCACCAUUGGUGAGGACACAAUCCGCGCCUCCCUUAUAUCAGCUGUGAGCGACAAGUUAAGAUGGAGGAUGAAGGAAGAAAUAGACCGUGCUCAGGCGGAGCUGAACGCCCUGAAACGUACAGAGGAGGAUCUGAAGAAAGGGCACCAGAAGCUGGAGGAGAUGGUCACCCGGCUGGACCAGGAAGUGACGGAAGUGGAUAAAAAUAUUGAAACCCUGAGAAAGAAGGAUGAGGAGCUGGGAGCGGUGGUGGAAAAGAUGGAGAGCCAGUCAGAAUACAGAGACAUUGAUGAGGUCAUUGUGCCGACGGCCCCGCUCUACAAGCAGAUCCUCAACCUGUACGCCGAGGAGAACGCCAUAGAAGACACCAUCUUUUACCUGGGAGAAGCACUAAGACGUGGCGUGAUAGACCUGGACGUCUUUCUCAAGCAUGUCCGGCUCCUGUCCCGCAAGCAGUUCCAGCUCCGGGCGCUGAUGCAGAAAGCCAGGAAGACGGCAGGACUGAGCGAUCUGUAUUAACAUCAACCCCCCACCCCCGUUUUUUUUUUUUUCUUCCUUUUGAUCAUUAGAGAUUCGGGUUAAGUUAUUGUAAAGAUGAUGACGUUUGUUUCCUGCUGGUGGGGGGAGGCUGUCUCUGAGCGAUGCACUUUGUCCUUGGUUUAGAUCGUACUUACGAGAGGGGUAACCAGGAGAGCGGCAGCCGUUAUCAUGCCGGCGGCGCCCCCUGUGGCCGGUACAGACCCUUAAAAAAAAGAGGAGAGGGGGCGGCAUAAAUCUUGUACAGGUGGGGCAGCGAUGUCUCCUACUUCUGUAUAGCCUACUAGAUUUUCUGGUUACCCCCAUAGAUCUUUAUGUAGGGGACCCACUAUACAGGUCCUAUUUGUACAAAUAUAUAUUUUCUUUCUUUUUUUUUUUUAUAGGAAAAAAGUCUGUUUGCUGAGAUUUGCCGACUGACAUUUAAGAUCGUCAGUUGCUCCUUAGCAUUAAACUAUCACACUGCCGAUAAAGUGACGGCUAAGGAGCAAGUGACGCGGUGCGAAUCUCAGCAGAGGGACGGUUUUUCCACAAAACGCUGGCUUUGCAGAGGAGGCCGUACGUCGGGAUUCAUUUGCCUGUAAUUUGAGCAUUUUUGCCCUGUCUAUAUUUGUAUGUGAAGCCGCUGUACAGUGCUCCGGGAAGUUCUUGCUGUGCGGACGCAGCAUUAAAUCCACCUGUAUGUGAAUAAUUUUAUUAAUAUGUAUUAAAGAAAUACUAAUUCUU
This is a messenger RNA of Bufo gargarizans (Asiatic toad), 2032 nucleotides long. It is a transcript of the gene TSG101, whose product is annotated as tumor susceptibility 101. Gene Ontology annotation, biological process: protein modification process; protein transport; endosome to lysosome transport. The record is from RefSeq and is a predicted model, not a curated record. Bases 113 to 1291 code for a protein of 392 amino acids. The transcript is spliced from 10 exons. Gene Ontology annotation, molecular function: ubiquitin binding. NCBI's taxonomy places the organism in Eukaryota, Metazoa, Chordata, Amphibia, Anura, Bufonidae. Gene Ontology annotation, cellular component: ESCRT I complex.